This is a messenger RNA of Macrobrachium nipponense, 1208 nucleotides long. RefSeq lists its product as uncharacterized. The record is from RefSeq and is a predicted model, not a curated record. Bases 87 to 1208 code for a protein of 373 amino acids. Lineage: Eukaryota; Metazoa; Arthropoda; Malacostraca; Decapoda; Palaemonidae. The transcript has 6 exons.
AUCGCCAUUCACCAGUUUUCGCAGGGACUGCGCACGAGUCAGGUGUUACAAAAAAGUGCCGCUCAAGUGUCUUUCGUUAAUUGGGAAUGUCACCCAAGACCAUUCAACUCUAUCUGUAUUGUAAAAUGCCAUAUACCACUACUGUCUUCAAGAUGACGUGUGUAAUAAUUUUGGCUGCUGCAGUUUAUCUUCAGUGCAGCCUGUGGCUCAAGUUGGCAACAAGAGAAAAUUACGAAUACAGAAAUACCAAACAAAAGAGGGUAUCUAUUUCAAAUAUACCUAUGGGUCGACAUACACCUCCAGUUCUCUCCAAUCAUUGUUAUAGAUAUGGAAAACUCGCUGCUGUAAACCAGUGUUGCAGAAUGUAUGAUUACGGCAUCAACAACAGGCAGAACAUUUUGGAAUGUGCUGCCAGAAGUCCGGCUUGGUUUGAUUCCAACCGAGGAUUGAAGACUUCAAAACUACACUGGAUGUUUGUUGGCGACUCUCACAUCAGAAACCUUUAUGAUGUUUUAAUUAGGAGGCUAAAGAGUCCUUUGCUCGUCUAUCGAAAAAAGUCGUACAGGGAGGGUCUGUGGCGAAAAAUGGAUACAUUACUCCUGGCGAAAUAUCAAGGAAUUCCAGUCUUAGUAAAACACUUGAAAGCACCUUUACUACUUACUUUUACUUGGAGCCCAUUACUUGAAUUGUUGCCAAAUCUAACUAAAGAAUGGCUGAAUGAUGAGGAAACUCCACCUACACUUGUCGUUAUGGGAUCAGCACUUCACUGGACCCAUAAAACUUGGGAUAUUUAUAAAAAUAUUGGAGCUGAAGAAGCAGCAGAACUAUACAAGGAAUAUAUUUCAUCGCUCUCUGAUCCGGCUAAUAAAAAAAAACUUAUCCAAAGGAGAAUGUCCGUUGUUUUCAAGUUACUUGAUCAUCUACCCGCAUCGUCAAAUAACAUCACAAAUAUUGACACAUACAAUCGAAUUGCCUCUGAAGUCUUACCAGCAGAAGUAGUAGUUUGGAGCAGUACCAUCCCACUUUCAGAUUUAUAUGUUAAAGAAUGUGAAAGAAAGAAAAGAGAUACUCCAGAAACCAAACUCUGGAGAUGUAAAGAUGAAAAGCAUACUGGAUACGUAGUUAUUCAAAGGUAUGUUGAUAUGCUUCUCAAUUAUGGCUGUAAUCACAUCCUUAACUUGGAAAGCCCCUAUUGUCGACAUGAAUGA